AUGUUGGCUUCCACGAAGCUGACGCGCCGUCUUCUCCAUGGAGAGAUUACAUAUUCUGCAGCAAAAGAACUCGAAACAAAUGUCUUACACGCAUUGACAUAUCCGGACCAGCAGGAUAGAUAUUUGCAAGGCUUACUCCAAAAGAGCCAUAUCAUUGAAGCCGUGGUGGCACACCAUCUCAAUUUGGGUUCGACACGCUACCACGUUAGUGAUCCAAGGGAGUGGCUCUCUGGAACAUUUAAUGUUUGCAUCCCAAUCUAUGUUGAUAACAAACAGGAUCCCAGUUUUCUUCUCCGUCUCCCUCUACCACAUAGGGUGGGAGAAAACGUCAGCACGGGAAACGCUGAUGAGAAGAUCCGAUGCGAAGUUGGCACUUAUUCCUGGCUCCAGCACCACUGCCCAGAAGUCCUUAUCCCCCGCCUGCAUGGGUACGGGUUAUCAACAGGACAGAAGUUUACCUCUCUCAACAAUCUGCCUUUCGUCUCUCGUUUAUUCGAAUCCUUCCGUCGCUACGUUUUAAAGUUCCUUGGGUACCCAAUCCCGUCCGAGUAUGUCGUUCACAAGAGCACGUUGAGAGAGUCACUAGGAGUUGGAUAUCUCCUGAUCGAAUACAUUGAUACCUCUCGAGGCAAAAUGCUGUCUGAAUCGUGGGACCAAGGACGGCACAAUCCCCAAUUACGAGCGAACCUCUUCCGAAGCUUGUCUGAUAUCAUGCUGGCUGUUGCGCGUACUCCUCUACCGAAGAUUGGUUCUUUCAUUGUGGACGAGAAAGGGUUUUUAAAACUACGGAACCGUCCGCUUACCCUUGAGAUUCAGGGGCUUGAAAACGAGCAUAUUCCAGUGGAUAUCCCUCGUGGAUUUACCUAUUCUACCGUUGAUGCUUACACCAAUGACAUCCUUGCUUACCAUGAGAGCCGCCUCCAUCACCAAGCUAAUGCGGUCAAUGACGUCCAAGACUCUUUAUUCCAGAUGGCUGCUCUGACAGUGAUGAGAGCUGUUCGACACAUAUUCUUCCGCCCUGACCUUCGCCGCGGCCCUUUUUUCAUGAGCUUUACAGACCUACACCAAAGCAAUAUUUUUGUCGAUGAUAGGUGGAACAUAACGUGCCUAGUUGACCUCGAAUGGGCCUGCUCUCGUCCAGCAGAAAUGAUUCAUCCUCCGUAUUGGUUGACAAACCAACCCGUCGAUGGUAUUAGUCUUGGCGAAUACGAGGACCUCCACAAGGAAUUCAUGCGAGCUUUCACAGAACAGAUGCUAGAACACCCUCACCAGUCCAGCGGGCAACUCUACUCCAUACUCCAGGAAGGGUGGAACAAAGGCACGUUCUGGUACGCCCUUGCACUUGAUAGCCCGACUGGGCUCUUCCGAAUUUUUUACGACCACAUACAACCACGAUUCUCAAGGGAUCAUAUAAACGACGCAGCAUUUUUCCGGAUCACCAUGGAAUACUGGACUACCCAUGCCGCCAAAUUCAUCCAACAAAAAGUGAAAGACAAAGAAAAAUAUGAUCAUCAUCUUCUCAAAGCCUUUGAACAGUCUCCCGCGGACCAGCGUGUGUAUCAAUAA
Molecule: messenger RNA, 1566 nt
Organism: Penicillium bovifimosum
Lineage: Eukaryota; Fungi; Ascomycota; Eurotiomycetes; Eurotiales; Aspergillaceae
Exons: 2
Coding region: 1-1566 (521 amino acids)
Source: RefSeq, a predicted model, not a curated record